AUGUUCGUGACGAGGAUCAACCAGGGCCCUAGGCUCCCUUCCUUCUCCGAACUCGUCUCGUCGCUAGCGUACGAGCAAGACCAAAGAGACGCCCAGCAUCUGCUCCAUCAGCAUCAUCAUUCCCUGCUCCACCACCAUCAUAUGCCUCAGGCUUUGCAUCCACAUCCCGCCAUGGCUCCAGUGCCUUCGAUGCCCCAAAGACCUCUUAGCAUGCCUGGCCCAGCUAUACUAUCGCUGCUACCAAUGGACCGUCAACAACAACCACCACAACCUCCACAUCAACAACAGCAUCACAUGGACUCCCGCCAGGACCUGCCGCUGGGGUCGCCUUUGGGCAGCUCAUCUAGUGCCUCAAUGGCGCCUCAAUCACAGCCAAUGUUCCCUCCCCAGCAGCUUCUAGCGUCGCCGGGCUCGGUGACACCAGUGACGCCAGCCAGUUCCAUAACGCCAGCCACGUCGGUGAGCUCAUACAACUCCAGCUCCAGCAGUUUUAGUAAGCAAGAGGAUCUGCAACGUGGACCUGGGCCUCGUUUAUCAAGCAAGAGAAAGCACGCUUGUAAGACUUGCGGCAGGCUGUUCACUACACUGGGCCACUUGGCACGCCACUUCAGAACCCACACUGGCGAACGGAAACACGUUUGCCCAUGGGCAGACUGUGGGGCCCGUUUUGCCCGCCAGGAUAAUUGCAUGCAACAUUACAAGACACAUUUGAAUGGGAAGAACAAGAGACGCUAG
This is a messenger RNA of Candidozyma haemuli, 735 nucleotides long. It is a transcript of the gene NRG1, whose product is annotated as Nrg1p. Lineage: Eukaryota; Fungi; Ascomycota; Pichiomycetes; Serinales; Metschnikowiaceae. Gene Ontology annotation, molecular function: RNA polymerase II cis-regulatory region sequence-specific DNA binding; DNA-binding transcription factor activity, RNA polymerase II-specific. The coding region runs from base 1 to 735 and encodes 244 amino acids. Gene Ontology annotation, biological process: regulation of transcription by RNA polymerase II. The record is from RefSeq and is a predicted model, not a curated record. The transcript has a single exon.